GCCUUGUGGUAGCAGUAGAUUUGCCCGAGAGCAUUUUCUAACAAGACAAGAAAAACAGCAGAAUAGAAAUAUAAUGCAUACUGUUAUCCCUCGCAUCAAGGAAAAAGACAGAGAAACCUACGCUAUUGCGUGUUAGAACAUAGAAGAAUAUCCAAAAUUCAACAUUCACUCCGCCCGAAUAUUCUAAUACCCGAACUCAAUAAAAACCGGUGUUUCAUUUCCUUCAAUCCUCUCCACUCCACCUACUCGAUCACUAACAAUCAACAAACAUCAUUUUGCUUAGUGAUUAACAGAUUGUUAGCAUUAACAUGAAGUUUGAGAAGAUCCUGAAGAGGCUGAUUGAGCAGACGCUGCCUGAUUGGCGCGACAAAUUCUUGUGCUACAAAAUCUUGAAGAAACAAUUGAACGUUAUGUGUCCCGAAGAUGGCCAAGCUCCACCCCAAUUGGAUGCCAACGAACUCAACCACUUCCUUACUCUCUUGCAGCUCGAGAUUGACAAGUUCAACAAUUUCUUUAUAGACAAGGAAGAAGAAUAUGUCAUCAAAUGGAGGGAGUUGCAAGACAGAGUUGUAGAAGCUGUGAAUUCAAAUGUAGACCUGAUGUCAUUGGGGACGGAAACAGUAGAUUUUCAUGGGGAGAUGGUUUUGUUAGAGAACUACAGUGCUCUCAACUACACAGGUUUACUGAAGAUAAUAAAAAAACACGAUAAGAAAACUGGUGCUCUACUUCGCUCACCUUUUAUCCAAGCUGUGGUGAAGCAGCCCUUCUAUGAAAUUGAUGCGCUUAACAAGCUUGUAAAGGAGUCUGAGGUGAUACUAAGCAUUCUUUUCAACAAUGGCCCGAGCACAUCAAUAAGCCAGGAUUUUAUGCAAAAUGGUUUUGGCUCCAUGAGUGAUAAAGAAAAUAAAGAGACUGUAAUGCAGGUUCCCGAAGAACUAUCUGAAAUAAAAAAUAUGAAGAACAUGUAUAUGGAACUAACUCUAACAGCACUGCAUACCUUGGAGCAAAUCAGGGGUAGAAGCUCAACUCUAAGCAUGUUCCCAUCUUCUCCACACAACUAGGAUUUGCAAUUGCAAGAGGAUUGAAAGAAAAAAAAAAUUGCACUAGAGAGAGCAACCUAGUAGAUACUGAGAAUAACAUGGAUCUUCUCGUGUUUUUAUAUGGUUAAUAUUAUAGAGACUAAUGCAAGCAUCCAAAUAGUUACUCGGAAUAUAUCACACAUGAUGGUUGUUGACUCUCAGUCUCAUGUUUCCUUGUUGCCCUUUUCUGUGUUGAGAUCCUACUUAAUAAAUUUGAGUGGAGAAACUCAUUUUACUUAGUAUAUAUAGUCAUUAUAGUUCAGGGCUAUCUAAUAAUUUCUAAGUAGGUGGGUGUGGCUCGAUUCUUUCCCCUUAUCUGUUUUGUAAUGUACAAAAUGGUUUGGUGUUAUGAACUGGUCAACUAUUUUGGUCUAACUUUAGCCCUCAAGAUGGUAGCCACUAUGAAUGUGUUAACAAUCUCUCCCACUUGUACAUUUUCAUAUGAAAUUGUAAGUUAGAAAGAGGUUGGAAAGGAAA
Molecule: messenger RNA, 1556 nt
Organism: Glycine soja
Lineage: Eukaryota; Viridiplantae; Streptophyta; Magnoliopsida; Fabales; Fabaceae
Product: SPX domain-containing protein 2-like
Exons: 3
Coding region: 309-1061 (250 amino acids)
Biological process (GO): cellular response to phosphate starvation
Source: RefSeq, a predicted model, not a curated record